Messenger RNA from Phaedon cochleariae (mustard beetle), 1047 nucleotides. Lineage: Eukaryota; Metazoa; Arthropoda; Insecta; Coleoptera; Chrysomelidae. The record is from the annotation of a GenBank genome assembly.
AUGGGUAAAAGAGCUCAAAUCAUUGUCGAUAAGGCAUUACGACUCAAGGAGGAUGACCAGUCCGAACCGAAAAGACUGAAACUCAACCAAUGUAAUGAAGUGGGUGCAAACAUUCAGAACUUUGAGAAUAAAAAAACGAACAACCAGAUCAUUCAAGUUCCGAAUCUUGAAGACCCAACUAUCACCGAAUCAAGUCAGAAUAUAAUAAUCAAGGAAAUUCUUGUGUUCAAAAGUCCAAUCGAAAAAAUUCAGAUUCCUAGGCUAUGUUCAUCAGGGAUACACACUGAUGAAAACAAGGAGAAUGAAUUGAGAAAUAAACAUUCACCUCUGAAUUUGAAAGUGAUAGUUGAAGGAGUUCCUAUUAUUGACGAAUUCAAUGAAGGCAUCGUAAUUUCUCAUCCAAUUAGCCCAGGAACGAACAUUAUGAAUACAGAACAUAAAGAACCAGAAAACUUGGAGUUUCAAUGCCAGAACAAUGAAGACUUACUUGAAGAAAUUGCGAUUCCUGAUGAGGACUCACUUGAAGAAAUGGUUAUUGAUAAUAAUUACAAUAAUUACGAAUUAAAUAACAUUGAACAGGAAAUACAAAACGAAGAUUCCGAUGAUAGUAUGAAAGACCGAGACUAUAUUCCUGAUUCGGAAAGUGUUAGUAGUUUAGAGGAAGGAGAAGUUGACUUGCUAUUUGAUGAAGAGGAGAUUGAGAGGAAGCAGAAAUUAAAGCAAGAAAAGGAAAAUUGGAAAGGACGUUCCAAGAAAGGACGGAAUAAUAAAUAUCCUGGACAAACUUUUGCCACAAGAAAGAAAUUGAAAGAUGCCAAUAAGACUCACUACACUGUCAAAGGAAAAUUGAAAGAAGCCAAACAAUUCAUCGACUACAAAUGCAGCUGUCUGAAAAAAUGCAGUGAAAAAUUAUCAGGAGAUGAAAAAGGAAUAUAUUUCAAAAAUUUUUAUGAUUUAGCAUCAUACGAUUUGCAAACUAGUUAUAUCGCAGCAACAGUCAAAGAAAUGCCUAUUAAGAGAAAACGAGCUAAAAAUGGUCCAGGUUAA